Messenger RNA from Misgurnus anguillicaudatus (oriental weatherfish), 3072 nucleotides. It is a transcript of the gene mapkap1, whose product is annotated as MAPK associated protein 1. Gene Ontology annotation, molecular function: phosphatidylinositol-4,5-bisphosphate binding. The record is from RefSeq and is a predicted model, not a curated record. Gene Ontology annotation, cellular component: plasma membrane; cytoplasm; TORC2 complex. Gene Ontology annotation, biological process: TORC2 signaling. Lineage: Eukaryota; Metazoa; Chordata; Actinopteri; Cypriniformes; Cobitidae.
UGAGGGGUGAAUCAGACGGAAGUAUCACACAGAACCAUCAACAUAGAAGUAAACAGUUGCGUUUGUUUUGUUUUUGUGUCAAUAUCUUAACAAGUAUGAAAUGAGAGAGUUUAUGAAAGCCUUCGCUUUGAUGCUGUGGCCUGUUUGUGAUGUUUUCAGCUGGAAUUUGAAUGUAUGAAGGCAGGCAUCCAUGUCCAACCAUGGAGAGGAGAAAAUAACCCCUAAGAGAAGGAAAAGAAGACGUUGCAUUGCUGAGGAAUCUUCAGUCUCGGCCUCCGACUGAAGGUCGGCACAUCCGGAGGAGAACCGGAGAGCGUCAGAGGGGUGAGAGCGUGGAACGCAAGAUGGCUUUUCUCGACAACCCCGCCAUUAUCCUGGCCCACAUCCGGCAGUCCCACGUGACAAGCGAUGACACUGGGAUGUGUGAAAUGGUCCUGAUCGAUCAUGACGUGGAUCUAGAGAAAUGUCACCCGUCUGCGGCGUCCGUCGGUGGAGGGUCAUCGGGGGGUUCUUUUGGAGAUGGCAGCGUCGGAGGAGACGGCCAGACUUGUGACCUCUCUCAGUCUGUCGACAUCACUUCCAGCUGGGACUUUGGCAUUCGACGGCGCUCUAACACAGCUCAACGACUGGAGCGUCUGAGGAAAGAACGGCAGAAUCAGAUCAAGUGUAAAAACAUCCAGUGGAAAGAAAGAAGCUCAUCUCAGUCAGCAGACGACUUAGGCUUGCUGUUUGAAAAGAAGGACUUUAAGGAUCGAUCCCGGAGUACGGGCAGUAAAUCCAUGCUUUCCCUGCGGCUUGAACAGUGUCCUCAACAGCUUAACAACCCUUUCAAUGAAUACUCCAAAUUUGAUGGCAAGGGCCAUGUCGGUACAACGGCAACCAAAAAAAUUGACGUCUACCUCUCAAUGCAGUCGACCCAAGAAAAGCUUCACCCCAUGACGGUGGUCACCAUGGCCAACGCUCGGGUUCAUGAUCUUAUCGGGCUCAUCUGCUGGCAGUACACGUCUGAAGGUCGUGAACCCAAGCUUACUGAAAAUGUCAACACUUACUGUCUGCACAUCGCUGAAGAUGAUGGCGAGGUGGACACAGAUUUCCCACCGCUGGAUUCCAAUGAGCCCAUUCAUAAGUUUGGCUUUAGCACAUUGGCUCUGGUUGAGAAGUACUCGUCUCCUGGACUGGGACCCAAACAGUCGCUCUUCGUUCGAAUAAACGCCGCUCAUGGGUUCUCUCUGAUCCCAGUGGAUAGUCUGAAAGUGAGCAUGAAGGAAAUCUUACAGAAGGCUCUUAAGAAGAGAAAGGGCUCACAGAAAGGCUCAGGUCCAAUGUAUCGUCUGGAGAAACAGACAGAACCCAAUGUGGCGGUGGAUCUGGACAGCACGCUGGAGAACCAGAACACACUUGAGUUCUGCUUAGUCCGAGAAAACAGUUCUCGAGGUGAGGAGAGCUCAGAGGAAGAUCCGCCCAUAGACAUCACUACGGUACAGGACAUGUUGAGCAGUCAUCACUACAAGUCCUUCAAGAUUUGCAUGAUCCACAAACUCCGCUUUACCACUGACGUACAGCUAGGAAUAUCUGGAGAGAAGGUGGAAAUCGAUCCCGUCACCAAUCAGAAGACCAGCACAAAGUUCUGGAUCCGACAGAAGCCGAUCUCCAUCGACUCAGACCUGCUGUGUGCCUGUGAUCUGGUGGAGGAGAAGAGUCCAAAUCAUGCAAUAUUCAAGCUCACAUAUCUAAGCAACCACGACUACAAAGCGCUUUACUUUGAAUGUGACGCUGCUACAGUCAAUGAGAUUGUGCUUAAAGUGAACUACAUCCUGGAGUCUCGUGCCAGCACUUCCAGGGCGGAUUAUUUUGCGCAGAAACAACGCAAACUAAACCGCCGCACUAGCUUCAGUUUUCAAAAAGAUAAGAAGUCGGGCCAGUAGCGCUGACAGCCGAAUCGACUCGCCGUCUCAACCAAUCAGAGAGUGAGAUGCGUCUAUGACAGACGGAUGGGUUAAAAAAAGAGUGAGAGAAAGAUAAGGGACAUGUUUGAAAGAGAAACGAUUAGACAUCAUCGUCUGGAUGAUGAGUAUCAAUCAUAUCAGAGCACUAAACCGCUCUCUGCUGUCACUGGAGAAUGUACUAGUGAACGAUUAAUGCCAUCAACCCAGAACCACACAAACAUCCGUCAGGUCCUGGAGAACUUAACGAGCUGCUGUCCGCAUCAAAGACUUCUUUCUACUGCCUACAAACCAUCUGUACAGAAUCACACACACGUAACUCUAUUAGCCAUCAAAACAUGCAUCGUACACUGAGAUGCAAAGGCAUUGCUUUCUUUUAUAAUGAAUAUGUAAAUAGUAACCACGUUCAGGGUGGAAUGAUAAAACCCCUCUUUGGCCAUAGUUCUUCAGUGCCUGCUAUUGAACUAUAUGGACUUUAUGUCGCCUUCAAAACGUUUUUACCAACAGAGGGGAAUGACAGAUUUUUAAUGAUCAAAUAUGAUAAUAAUUGUACUUUUUACUGUGAUGUGUGUGCUUUUUCCUCUGCAUCAUCAUUUCUUCAGACGAAAUUAAGCAACCAAACGCCGUGGCUUUUGGUUGGUCCUCUCGGGCUGCGAUGGGAAUGUAUUUCAGCACAUUUCUAUGUAAAUGUUAAAGCUAACAUUAUUUCAUCUGUGUGUGCAGAGAUAGGUUUGUUCUCUGGACCGAUCGGAUGGGUUUCUUUCCAUCAUUGAGAGAAACUCGCGUACUUUAACUCCACUUUAAAAGCUGCUCUUAUUCAACUGGAUUCAGGGUGCAUGUUUAUCCAAAUCUGUUCUGACUCAGGUUUCCCACUGCCAUAUUGUCUGAUCUUGGUUUAUUUUUUUGUAAUAUCUGUCAAAGGCUCAGAGCGACGCUCGGUUCGGCUCUGAUAGAUGCUCGUGUUCCCGUGAUGGGGAGAAGCGCUGAAUAGACAUUUCAAAUAAAACUUUAUUUAUAAUGUUCUGACGACGGGGGGUUUGUCAUGCGGCCUAUGGAAUCAACAAUAUUUGCUACAGUACAUGUAUACUGUAUAUAAGUAGAUUUUCUAAUUAAAGACUGAAUUACGGUA